This is a messenger RNA of Suillus subaureus, 839 nucleotides long. RefSeq names its product 50S ribosomal protein L30e-like protein. The coding region runs from base 84 to 764 and encodes 226 amino acids. Gene Ontology annotation, biological process: ribosome biogenesis. The transcript has 4 exons. Gene Ontology annotation, cellular component: ribonucleoprotein complex. The record is from RefSeq and is a predicted model, not a curated record. NCBI's taxonomy places the organism in Eukaryota, Fungi, Basidiomycota, Agaricomycetes, Boletales, Suillaceae.
GUGAACAUUCAAAUGCCCAACUUUGACAGAAACCGACUAUCGACAACUUUAACUUCAAGACCUACUCCUCAAGACCAUCAAAAAUGCCCCCCAAAGCCAAGGCCGGUUCCCGCAAGAAGCCAGCACCCGCACCAGGUGCUGCCGGCAAAUCCGCAAAAAUAACAAAAAACCCUCUCUUCGAGGCCAAGCCUAAUAACUUUGGCAUUGGUCAACACAUUCGUCCUAAAACCGAUCUCACUCGCUUCGUCAAGUGGCCUGAGUACAUCCGCCUUCAACGCCAGAAAGUCAUCCUUUCUCAGCGCUUGAAGGUGCCUCCCGCUAUUGCCCAGUUCUCCCACACUCUGGACAAGAACACGGCUACACAGCUUUUCAAGCUCCUCAACAAGUACCGCCCAGAAAGCAAGGUCGAGAAGAAGGAGCGUCUUGAGGCUCUAGCAAAAGCUGCCACGGAGGGAAAGGAGCCUGCCAAGGACAAGAAGCCUCUUUUCGUCAAGUACGGUCUGAACCACUGUGUCGCCCUCAUCGAGGCAAAGAAGGCAUCCCUCGUCAUCAUUGCCCAUGACGUCGACCCCAUUGAAUUGGUCGUCUUCCUUCCCGCUCUUUGUCGCAAGAUGGGUGUCCCCUAUGUCAUAGUCAAGGGCAAAGCCCGUCUCGGUACCGUCGUCCACAAGAAGACUGCUGCCGUCCUUACUCUCCAAGAUGUCAACAGCGAGGAUCAGCGCGAGCUUGCAACCCUCGUCAGUGCCGCCAAGGCCAACUUGUGAGUUUUCGCUUUUCAUAUCGUACCUACGUUCCAAUGUUAAUGGAAAUUUAUAGUACUGACAAGUACGAGGAACAAC